Procambarus clarkii (red swamp crayfish) is the source of this 6910-nucleotide messenger RNA. Its product is annotated as 6-phosphofructo-2-kinase/fructose-2,6-bisphosphatase 1. NCBI's taxonomy places the organism in Eukaryota, Metazoa, Arthropoda, Malacostraca, Decapoda, Cambaridae. The record is from RefSeq and is a predicted model, not a curated record. Gene Ontology annotation, molecular function: ATP binding; 6-phosphofructo-2-kinase activity; fructose-2,6-bisphosphate 2-phosphatase activity. Gene Ontology annotation, biological process: fructose 2,6-bisphosphate metabolic process; fructose metabolic process. Gene Ontology annotation, cellular component: cytosol.
UCUUCUUCACUCACUCACACACACCCGCCAGCACCCGAGCGUCGCACCUCACUCCUCACACACGUUCAUUCAUCAUCCCUGUGUAGCCAAAGCCCACCCAUGUGUAACAAGGUUUUACUGCAGAAAUUAAGUGUGGGCCAAGACACAUUCCCAUACCACAAAGAGUACGGAUUAACGGAAGGUUAUAGUGACUCCGUCGUGCUGUGGAGCUUGUAGGAGUUACAGAGGUACUCUCCAGAGAUUCCUGCACCAUCUCUACAAGGGGUUUUGCACGGUAUUGCUACUCACAGUACUGGCCAAAGACAUAUUUUGCAGUGUCAGAAAUGCAACACUCAUUAUAAUCUUUGGGAAACCCACUUCAUUUUCGAGUCCGGAUCUCUUAUGCAUUAUAUCUCUUAGAUAAUUAGUAUCUGCGUCAUAAUAUAAACUUAUUAACAAAUAAAGACCGAGCAGCCUUGUGAGUAAACAAGAACCAGCAGCAGCAUCUUGUGCGACCAAGUGUGAUAAUUUCCACUUAAAGAGUUUCACCUUCAAGGCGGAAGGAAUUCCUAUAAUUGGUGUAGAUGCUUCCGACACUAUAACAGUGUCCUUUGUGAGUGUUAAGGUCGCAGUUGAUCAUCGCGCGUGACAGGUAUAUAUAUAAACGGCUCACCUGAAGGCAGAAAGCAGUUCCAUCCUGAGGAGAAAAGUGUGGCCCACAGCCCAGUUCACUUGCUCAACGUCUUCAGUAGCCUAACAGAAAUUCAAAGAAUCACAAAGACGAAUCACGACGGUUACUGGGACAAAUUAGCUACGGCACAUUACCCAGUUUUCAGAAAACUUGAAAAGCUAACUCAGUGUGGCGAACGGAGGUUGUUGUCUAGUCCUGUGUGGCAGUGGAGGAAUGGCACCGACGCCUACCAUGGAGCCAAGCGACGGCCAGGAGGAGUGGCAGCGCAUGGCCCGCGAGCAUCCCGUCAUGAGGAUGACCAGGAAUGACAAGGAAGUGGGUAUGGAUUAUGUCAACACUCCUCAUGUUGUGGCGAUGGUUGGCUUGCCUGCCCGUGGCAAGACCUACAUUGCCAUGAAGUUGGCACGAUAUCUCAACUGGGUUGGCCUUCCCACUAAAGUAUUCAAUGUUGGUGAUUACCGACGACAAGCUGUGGGCAACUAUCGGGGUCACGACUUCUUCCAUCCCAGGAACAGAGAGGGAACCAAUGUCAGAAACAAAUGUGCACUUGAUGCUCUCCAGGAUGUGUGCGAGUUCCUCCAGUCAGGAGGAAUGGUGGCUGUGUAUGAUGCAACAAACUCGAAUGAAGAGCGUCGUCAGUUGAUCCAUCAUGUUAUCUGUGAGCGUAUGGGCUACAAACUCUUCUUCAUCGAGUCAAUAUGCAAUGAUCCAAAUAUAAUUGAAACAAAUAUUAUGGAGUGUAAGGUGACAAACCCAGACUACACUAACAUGGAGAAGGAGGAUGCCGUGAAAGACUUCCUCAAGCGUAUUGAGCACUACCGCACUAUGUAUGAGCCACUCGAUGAAGACAAGGAGAGUCAGUACAGCUUCAUGAAGAUAUUUGAUGCAGGCCGACGAGUCGUGGUGCACAAGCAGGAAGGCCACAUAGAGAGCCGCAUUGCUUACUACCUCAUGAACAUACACAUCACACCACGAUCCAUAUAUCUUACUAGGCACGGUGAAUCGGUUUACAACCAGUUGGGCCGCAUUGGAGGUGACACAGAUCUGUCUCACCGGGGAAGACAGUAUGCAAAUGCCCUAGCCAAGUUCAUUUCUAACCAAAACAUCCCUAGUCUUCGUGUUUGGACGUCAUGCAUGAAGAGAACAAUCCAGACAGCAUCUGGCAUCAUUGCCCCCCAGGAAAGAUGGAAAGCUCUUAAUGAAAUUGACGCUGGCAUUUGUGAAGGCUCCACAUACGAGGAGAUCCAAGAACAGUACCCAGAUGAGUUUGCAGCUCGUGAUCAAAACAAAUACUCCUACAGAUACCCGCGGGGUGAAUCAUAUGAGGAUGUGCUGGUUCGCCUGGAGAGUGUUAUAAUGGAGCUGGAACGACAGGAGAAUGUGCUGGUUGUGGGCCAUCAAGCAGUUCUCAGAUGUGUUUUGGCCUACUUCCUUGACAAGAGUGCUGCUGAGCUUCCCUACCUGAAGGUGCCUCUGCACACAAUAAUCAAGCUCGUACCACAGGCAUAUGGCUGCAAAGUGGAGUUCUUCAAGAUUCCUAUUGACUGUGUGGAUACGCAUCGAGCUAAACCUGUUGACUGCAGCAUUGGAAGGAAUCCCAAGGAUGCUCUCGUCACUGUUCCUUCCCACUACUGAGCUCCACAUCACUGCUGACAUUGACGCAAAACAUCAACAGCUGCUCAACUAUCCAAAAAUGCAUUGCUUGUGAUUCUGCCUGUUCUCUCGAUUUGCUGUCAAAGAAUAUAACUAGUUCACCCAACCAGAAAUGUACGAACCCUAGCAACCCACCAGACCUAACGUGGCCGAUGCACAGAAAACUUUAAAAUUAUUUUGCUUUAAUUUUUUUCCUAAUACGUUGCAUUUUUGACAGAUUGGUCGCUUCUGUCAAAAAUACAACAUAUUAAGUGAGAGAACAGGUUGAUCACAAUAUUUUCUUAAGGGGUCACUAGGUGGUGGAACAAAAUACAAAGCUCUAUUGCUCUGAUCUUUUAGUGCCAGUUUUAUGGAGAGGCUGAAGCCCCUUACUUGAAGCUAUAGACCCCACUAGAUUAGAUUUCAAAAGUCUUAGCCAAUUUUUUAGCUCCCCAAAAUUUGAUAGAGCUGCUGCAGGUGGUCUUGUCUUGAAUGUAUGAAAUAUUUAUUGAUAAUAUUGAAAACAAUAUUAAAAUAGAUACCAUAUCUCAAAAGCAUAAUUUUCAGUUACUAUAACAGUUCCCACCAAUUGACAGUGGGAAAUGGGAUAGAGAUAACCAUAGUAAAAUGAUGAAAUAUCCAUGGUUUCUGUGUGUAGAAACUAAACUUUAAUAAGUAAAUUGUUGCUUAAUUAUUAAAACAAAAGAUGCAAAUGCAAGUUAAAAAUUACAUAGUUACAGUAUUUGCCGGUGUAAAAGACUCACUCUCACAUAGGACACACCUAUUUUACAAGGAUAUUUUGUGGAAAAAACUUUUAGCAUGUUUCAUCAUACAUGUAUUGAAAUAUAUUUUAAAGUGGAUUUUGUACCCCUGCUCCUACCUCCUCUAAGAACAGCUGUAUAGUUGUUUAUAUUUUGGGCAAGAGAUUGAUAAACAGGAUGUGAAACUUGUAUUUCUGGAUGUGAUGUUUUGUGUUGCCGCAUCAGGCCACCAGGGUAGCGCUCCCCGUGCUGGUGCACCAUCAAAGCGUUCUAGAUUUGUUGUCAUUCAUUCAUUGCAAAUGCCUGACAGGCUGAUGAAAGUUUAACAUUCCUUUAAAAUUUCUAGGAGCAUUUUUCAUUUAGAUAAUGAAUAAAUGUUUCUUAAAGUUGUUGUUUUAGGUUCAGCUACUUGGAAGAAAAGUUUCAAGUAGCACGGGCUACGGUGAGCCCGUAGUGGCUUAGCUAUGACCUGGCACAGGAGCAGGGCUGUAACUCAUGGGUUCUGGAUUCUUAAAGGUAACAUGGUCGUUAAAUAAUAUAUGACAUAUGUCAGGUGUGGGUUAUGUAUGCUGGGUAAGGUGGUGAGAUGAUGUGAGCUUCUUGCAUAACUGCCGACGUUUCCUAAGUUUGUACUGUAAUAACAGACUGCGAUAACUCAGCUUGUUUUCAAUAUGUUAUUAUUAGUAACACAAUUUACUGUAAUAAUUUGGCUUGUUUUCAAUACUUUUAUUAUUAGCAAAGAUUUUUGUGCCUAGCGAACUUGCCCAGUAUGCUCGUCUGGCUCCCUAGCCUACGGCGCUCAGUCUCCCAUCCGUAAUAUGGCUGCAUUAAAUGCAGGACAAUUUUUUUAUACAUUUAAAAAUAAAAAGUGUGUCUUGUAUGCCGGCAAAUACUGUAACUGAAAUGUAUAGAACUGCACUUCAAGCAGUUUAUUACAUGUGAGCAUGCAUGUGUGUGUGCACGCACGCAUGCACACACACACACACACACAUACACACACACACACACACACACACACACACACACAUACACAUACACAUACAUAUACAUAUACAUAUAUAUACUGUAUGUGCACAGUCUGCAUCAUCUGUGAUGAAUAGGUGUCAUCUUGCACACCUGUGAUGUACCAAUGAGAAAAUUUUGUAGCUGGUCAAUGGGAUUGAACACGUUUUCCUGGACUUGUGCGUGUCUCUGAGGAGGUUCAGGAAUAUGGGUUCAGUCCUAUCAUACACAAUCAUCUUGUUGCAUUUGAGUACAAUAGAUACUAAUGACACUGUUCACCAGACUGUGUACAUGUAUUUUUUUGCUUUCAAGUACAGUACAUAUUAAUUUAUUCAUCUGUUUGAGAAAGAAUUAAGAAAAUGUGUAAAAUAGCUAUUUUUGUAGGUACUUUAGGGAUACAGUACUGUAAAAUGGACCUGAGAGUACAGUAUAUGAAAAUCUAAAGUCAAUAUGACUUGAGAAAUGGAGUACAAAUAAAGUAAUUAGGGUUUCUUUGUUUAACAUAUUUAAGUAUGGUAUAAUGAAUAGAGUUGACUGUUAAGGAAGAGGCUUGUAAAUUAUUUGUGUGUUAUUGAUGAGGCCCUAUUUCUAGGUUUGAUAAAAGGGCCAAGAGGCCCUAUUUCUAACUUAACAUAAUGUAUAGUUUGACUUUGGAAGCAGACUCAUGGCUCUGGAAAAAAAAAGUUUUGAUUAUAAUCAAACAUGCAAGUUUAUGAAAUACAAAAAAAAAGACUGCUCUUCCAUCUGGAGACAAUUAGAAUAAACAACAUUUGUUGUGUGAUUGCAGAGUUUAUAAAAUCUAGUAAUGAGCAUAAUCUUGUUGGCGUAUCAAACAGCUCAUAGUACAUUAAUGUAUAUACGUAGUUGUUUAGUAGGAAAGCAUAGGUGGUGUUAGAAUUUAGGUGGCACAAUUGCUUCAUAGAAAAGGGUGACAGUUUGUUUUCUAACGUGUUUCAACCACACAUAUUUCCCGUGGUCUUCUUUGCAUCGUGAAAUAAUAUACAGUACUGCAUUGACAAACUGUAUUUUAUGACAUAUAUUUUAGAAUAGCUUUUCCUUGGUUAUUAAUAUGUUUGGUUUGUCUUUACUCUCUGUUGAUAGUCUUGAGCUUUAUAUUUUCCUUCAGAUGCAUUUGUCAUAUAUAAUAAUGCAGUAAAUGACUUUACCUACGAAAGAAGUGCUUUUGGUAUAUUAUAUUAGAAGUUAGAUUACUUCUAGAAUCUAGCAAAUUCUGCAGGUAUGAUUUCAUAUUGUGUACCUCUAGUUAAAAUACACAAUCUUUUUAAAUAAUAAUUAGAAUGAUAACAAUCAUAUUAUUGGUCUGCACUGAAUAACUCUUGAGUUCUAUAUGCCCAAAUUUGAUCAUUAUAAUAAUAAUCUUCCAAGUUGCUUACACUGAAUUUUGUUGUACAAUAAAUGUGUUUAUAAAUGCACAUACAAUACAGUACAGUACCUGAAUGUAUAGGAGCUGUAUACCACACCGUACUGUACAGAUAAUUCUUCAAGAUUCUGAAUUCCACAAUUGCUUUAUGCAGAUUCUAAAUUUCCUAUAACAUAUUUGGUGUCUGUUGCAUAGAUGCAUAACUUUCGUAGCACAGUACUGUAAUAUUAGUUAAAAAAAAAUGACAUCUGAAGGACAAAAUCUUACGUAAGCAUUUAUUAGGCUGCCCGUAACAAUAAAUUAGUUAAUGUGAAUGAGAUUCGGGUAAAAAUUCCUGGUGAACUCUGCAUGUUUAGAAUCGUAUACAUUGUAUUUACUUUUAGCCUACACCAUAUGAAUUUUGAGAAAUUGAGAAAGCAGGCAAAAGUGUAUGGUAAAAAAGCUCACUUCACCUACAGUUCUGUAAUUCAUAAAGAAGACACUGACUACAGUGUUCUUAAGAACAUUAAUGUGUUAUUUGGUUGUGUGUUGUAUCAUAUUUUACAGAUAUACUUUCAUUUCAAACACUCUGUGAUUUGUUGAUGUUUGAAAAAUUGUUUUUUGGAAAUACUGUUGGAGAACAUGAAGAAUCACAAAAUUAUUUCUUUUUCCUGCUUAUUCAAUACUGUAUCUUAAUUUAAGAGUUGGGUUGCACUUAUUUUUUUAAAGCAAAUUAAUUGUGGUUGAAGAACUCCAGUUUACUGUUAAAUAUGUUUAACAGUUACUUAGGGGAAAUUUUCUUCACAGAAAGAGUACAGAAUAGCCUCAAGCAAGCAGUCUUUUAAAAAUGUUGAAUUAAAUCACUUUAUUUAAUGUACAUAUUUGUGUAAUUCUCAUCGGAGCAACAGUAUCUACUAAUGAUUAUUUUAUGCUCACAGGUAUUGUACAAUACCGCAGUGCAAAGAGAUACAUACUGCUGAGAUGUAAAAUAGGUAGGCCUACAUGUGUGAAUAAUAUGAACUUGAUGCACUAAAUUAUUAUUGCUUGUCCACUGCAUCAUUUUCAAAAUAUAAUAGUGCCAUUAAAUGUGCUUCCACCUUUUGACAAAGGAAACAGUCAUAUUUUUUUGAAGGGCUUAACUUUGUAUUCCCACCAUGGCACUUGCAGCAUGCAGGAGUUCCCACCUCUUGGUGGGCUGUGUGUGUGCAUAGACAUGUCGUUUAUGGCAAAAACGUAAAUAAUUUUUCCCCAACCAAGAACUUUUACUAUUAGGUUUAAGAAGUGGAGAUGAAUGAGUAACAUAGUCUUUUAAACAAUGACAAAACUACACUUUUUCCUAGCUACUAGGUUUUGUGUAAUUAGCAUAAUACAUGUAUUUAUUUGUUAAUUUUUAUUCAAAACUUUUACCAUUUAUGCUUGAAUCUUUAAGCAACUGUAAUUUUUGUAUUUCAGUUUUUAUACUGAAAAUAUAACCAGUAAAAUUUA